AUGGCUUUCUACAACAACGGAUUUCACACUUUCGGCGGGGACAUGGCCCGGUUUCUUCAAGCUUCUGCUUCCAAUGGCCACCAACCGAACGGAACUGGACAAUUUGGCGGUAACCCCAACCGCAAUGGACAUGCGCCUAGACACCCGGGCAACAACAACAAUAACCACAACAACCAGCGUCGUGCACAGCAGCUUCGUACUGCUUUCACACGCACCCGGGAUGGUGACGUUGUGAUGAGGGACGCAUUUGUUGCACCCAUCACGGCCCCGGCUGAAGAAGAUAGAGACGUGGUCAUGACAGACGCCCAUCCCCUCCCCGAAGAGGCCACAGCCAUGUUGAACCUCGCUGUGAACGAGGAGGCUCAGGGGAGCACCACCACCGGCCUCCAGGUGGUUGGUGCCCCCUUCUACUUCUAA
Aspergillus fischeri NRRL 181 is the source of this 417-nucleotide messenger RNA. RefSeq lists its product as uncharacterized. The transcript is spliced from 3 exons. The coding region runs from base 1 to 417 and encodes 138 amino acids. NCBI's taxonomy places the organism in Eukaryota, Fungi, Ascomycota, Eurotiomycetes, Eurotiales, Aspergillaceae. The record is from RefSeq and is a predicted model, not a curated record.